AUGAUUGGAUAUAAAAAUGAUAUUGUACAAAAAUUAUCACAAAUUUGUUCAUAUAUUGUCUACAAUUAUUAUAUAGUACAUUGUUUAGUAUUAGCUUACAAAGAUUCACAAAAACAAAUUGAUUAUUUCAAUAAUGUCAAGACUAUUAUAAGAGAUGUAUACAAAUAUUAUAAAAAUUCUGCAAAACAAGUUCAAGAAUAUCAACAAAUUCUUGAUUAUUAUUUGACAUUAUUAAAUAAAUUUUUCCAAAAGAGUAAUCUUUAUUUUCAAGAUAUUAUUCCUAUAAUUAAUGCUACAACUACAAUCAUUCAAAAAGAUUAUCUCAUAGAUACUUUGAAUAUUCGAAAUUAUUAUCUGGGCUAUAAUCUUCAACCUUUAUCAAUCAAACAAAUAACAGCAAAGACUAUAAAUAAUCAAAAAUUCUUACCAUUAAUUGAUGAAUUACUUCUUUUUCUAGUUCAUAAUUAUUUUGAUAUUUUUCCUAACAUGAUUAAACUUGCUCAUAUUACUAAUAGCAUUCCUUUUUCAAGUGUAAAUUGUGAACGUGGAUUUUCCAAACAAAAUACAAUUAAAACCCAUUUGCGUAUCUCUUUAACUACAUUUACUUUAGAUGCGUUUAUGAGAAUUUUAUUAGAAGGAAAGAAAAGUAAAGAAAUGAAUUAG
Molecule: messenger RNA, 663 nt
Organism: Cetraspora pellucida
Lineage: Eukaryota; Fungi; Glomeromycota; Glomeromycetes; Diversisporales; Gigasporaceae
Source: the annotation of a GenBank genome assembly